AUGAACAGGAUGAGGGAGAGUCCCAGGAGGCCGAUAAUCCUCAAGAGGAGGAAACUGCCAUUUCAGAGAAAUGAAGCUGAAGGGCCACAGAGCAAAUCUGCUACGGCACCAGGAGCGCAGUCCUUUCCAGAUGGCAUCUGCAUCAUGGACCAUCCCACAAUGCCGGACACGCAAGUGGUCGUCAUACCAAAAACCGCAGAUCUUCAGAGUGUCAUUGAUGUGCUGACUGCCAAGGGGAAGGAACACGGCGCACAGGGGCCAAACAAGUUUAUCUUGCUGAGCGGAAGCAAUGGAGCGGAGGAUGGAGUCGAAGCCCUCAGCCAUGCCACAUCAGAGUGUAAAAACAACCUCGGAUCUGAAGCAUGUGUAGCCGGAGACGCCAAACCUCUCCCAACCAGCAGAUUGAAAAAUGAACCAGACUGCAGUCCGUUAGAUGACAGCCUGACAAACAUCCAGUGGUUGGGGAGAAUGAACACACAUGUCGCUGGUGCUGAGCCAGCAAAGAAAGAUUCCAAUAAAGAGAAUUUAGAUGGCUGUGUACAGCUUCCAGAGCCACAGCAUGCAGAGGACGAAGUGAGUGCAGUGAAGGGCCCUUUGUCAGAAAGACCACCUUACUCCUAUAUGGCCAUGAUCCAGUUUGCGAUCAACAGCAAGAAAAAUAAGAAGAUGACUCUGAAGGAAAUCUAUAACUGGAUAGAGGACCAUUUCCCCUACUUCCGAAAUGUAGCUAAACCGGGUUGGAAGAACUCCAUUCGCCAUAACCUCUCCUUGCAUGAUAUGUUCGUCCGAGAGAGCACACCAGAUGGCAAGAUCUCUUACUGGACCAUUAAGCCUGAGGCAAACCGCUGUCUCACAUUAGACCAGGUGUAUAAGCCUGCGAUUGAUCCAGCGGCCCCCUCUUACCCACAAACCAUGCAAGUCUGUUACCAACAACAACAGAAGCGAGUUAUGCCUGAUCCUAAGAAAGCUACACCUUGCACCGCAGAGAGGAAAAUGAAGCCUCUCCUGCCUCGUACGGACUCGUACCUAGUGCCCAUUCAGCUUCCUCUGACUCCUUCGCUCUUCUUGCCCUCCCCGGCUGCGCUCCCUCUGUCUACCCCUCAGCAGAGUUCCAGUGCCUCCAAUCCCAUCUCCAAAGCGGGGUGCAAGAGGCUUUGCAUCGCUCCCAAGGUUCUGAAGAGUGAAUCCAGCUCUACAGUGACGUCUACCCCAGUCCCUGAAGUGAAGGAAGAGCGCGUGUGCGUACCCGUCAGUGCCGAAUCCUGCAGCAGCAAACGGAAGGAGAUGAGCAGCUCGCGUCGUAAGCAGCGUCUAGUCCCGCCUUCCACCGAGGAGCCUGUCCUGCUCUUCCCAGACAGCACGUUCUUCGACUCUGGAGUGGCCUCGGACAUCUCCGUCUUCCAGGAAGUGGAGCUAGAGGCAGAGCCCCGGCGUGACCCCCAGCUGGAAAGUGAAACCUUUAAAACGCCCAUCAAAGGGAGCCACCCGGCUUCCUCCACACCCAGCAAGGCCCUGGAGCCAUGGAGGAUCACGCCGCUGGGCAAAGGGAGCCGCAGCGUGCUGGAUUUCAGCCCGAUCCGCACACCGCAGCGGAACGAGCACAGUGGUUUGAGCUUCAGCAGCACGCCCUUCAAAGAGCUGCCGCUAUUCAGUUCACCCCGUGAGCUGCUCACUUCCUGUUCUCGAGAGCAGCAGACGGGAACCGCUAACCGCUCGCUCACCGAGGGCCUCGUGCUGGACACCAUGAACGACAGCCUAAGUAAAAUCCUGGUGGACAUCAGCUUCUCGGGGCUGGAGGAUGACGACCUGGGCAUGGCCAACCUCAGCUGGUCGCAGUUUAUUCCUGAGCUGAAAUAAGCCACAUCGCAUCCUUUUUUCUAUUCAAGCUGCUCACACGCUUUUUCACUGCCUCAGUGUCUCUGGGUUUUUUUUCCCCUUGCUAAUAUAUGCAGACAUUUUACCCUACUUUUAAUAUCUGACCCUCAGCUACACUGCUUUUUGUGCAACAGCCUGUCAACCUAUUUUCAGACGUCAGGUUUGUCAGGUUUUUUAUUUUUUUGGUUACUCUCUUUAAUCUGUUAGGAUUAAAGAGCAUUGCUUGAGUAAGAUUGUCAUGGCUGUCCACCCUGAAGCACAACGACUUGGACGUAAGCACCAUCAGCCAGUCAUAGUUCAUUUCCAAGCUAAAAAAAAAAACCUGGACACAUUCCUACAUAAGCUGCUCAUGCUGAUUUCACUGCCUCUGCUUCUUUCACAUGUGCAUGUAUUUUCAUUCUCACUGCUUUUUUGUGUAACUCCCUGUCUGUUUUCUGUAUGUAUGUCAAGUUAGAGUGUAUUUAUCACUCCAGUUCUGAAAGACAGAAGGAGUGAUGAGUGAGAAACCGUCAAAGGAAUGUAUUUAGUAAUUGACUGAUUUGCACAAUUUGUAAUAUAUAUAUGUAUAUGUAUAUGUAUUUAGGUGUUUUAAAAUGUGUAAAUUGAGUACUUAGAUUUAACAGAAUCCCCACGUAGACACUACUGCAUGUGAACUUCGUAACCCAAUGCAUUGAUGGGAAUGAAAGACCUGCAAUUCAAGCUGAUAGUUUAUUUUGUGUGGGAGCAACACAAUGGAACAAAUCUGUUAACAAGUCCUCAUAUUCAGUAGCAUAGAACUGAGAUUUAUAUUUUUACCUUAUGACUUUAACAAUCUUGUUUUGGCACUUGGUUGCUCAUAUGCCAGCAGCUUACUACUGUAUUUAUGGUGCAGGAAUUAUAGUUUCUCUAGGGCUGGGUGAUGCAAAGUAAAAUCGGUUUACAGGGAGACACAAUGCCACAACAAACUGAUAUGAAGCACAUCGAAUUUUCAUCUAAUGUACACAAAGAAAUCUGGACCCAUUGCAAAACACAACGCUGGUAAAAAUCUAGGCUACAGAUUUGCGUAAAAGCUUGAAUUAUUGAAUUACGCCAAUCCUCUCGGACAAAACAUUAACUUAAAAAUACCUUCUUUUUUUAUUUUGUUUUAAUUACUUGCUAGGGUUUCAUAUAGUUCACAGAGUAGCAGUUGUUACAUGGUGUGCUGGAUCAUCUGAAAUCACAUUCAAGUUCAUAUAAUAAAUAAUAAUAUGUUUGUGCACAUCACCCAGCCCUGGACUCUUGCAUGCAUUGGCUUUCAAUUAAAACAUUUUUGGCUGUUCGUUAUGAUCAUCACAGUCUAUGUGUAUUGUUAAAAAAAAAAUCUUAUAAAAGACUAUAAAAAAAAUCCACUUCAGCUCCUUGAUUUAUGCUUUUAGGCUUAUUGAUUUAUUUAUUUUUUUUCCACCAACAUUUGAUACAAAUAUACAUUUCUGCAUGUCAUUAAACCUCUCUACUAUAUAAAACAUUUAAAAUAUGUUUUUCCCUUUAGGAAUUUGGGAUUUGAAAUUUGGGAACAGAAUUAGAAACUUAAAAUUUUUGGUUGUCAGCCUUUUCUGCCUAUAUUCCAUCUUCUGUAUAUGCAUCAAUAAAAAAAAGACAAAACCCCUCUCCCUUACUCGAAACUGAUUACUGGAGGUGUAAAGGCAGUUGUUAAACUCAAGAAACAUUGAAAGAUUUUGUGGUAUCCAUGCCCCAUCAUUUAAGAGUCCCAUCUUAUGUAAGAAAUAAAGCAUGAUGGGACAUGCUGUUAUAUUAGUCUUAUUGAUGUUAUAUUGAAUUAUUAAAUCAAUCCACACCGGGGUGGUGUGAUACGACACCAAGCAGAGUUACUGUUAAAGUGGAUUAUUUUCCUAUUUCAGCAUGGCCUGAAGUGUUUUAUUCCUCUAAUACCACAGCGAUUAGCUUGCGCAGGAUUACAAUUUUUAAUUUAUUAAUGAACGUCACCCUUUUCAUUUUUUAGAAGCUAUAAUCAAUCAUUUGGUUUUUCUCUCUUGACUUUAACAAGACAAAAAAUGCAGCUUGAUAAGUAACCAACAAACUGGGAACUCCUCUGUCUUCAAGACGCGAUACAGUGAUAGAAGAAAUGAUAAUGUAUUAGAAGUUCAUUAAUAUGAAGCUAUCAUUCAAAUUACAGCUGGAACUGCAGUCAGUGUCAUGCUGUUGUAGGAAAUUAAUCCACACCUUCACACUUGAGAAUGUGGUAUAAACAAAUUCAGAGCUUAUAUUAUGUACCUUUGAAUAAGGAAUUCAUGAAUGCGCUGUAGAAAAGCAUAUUUUUCAUGCAAAUGUUUACUGACUUGCAACAACAGCCUUCAGUAAUUACAAACAGCCUCACUGAUUAAUGUUUUUAUUAAAAUUGUAUGUAAAUGUUUUCGUAGGCCAAACCGAACUAAAGACGACGUGGUGAGCCAUUGCAGAGAGUCCUCAUUUUCUACAGCUCAAUUUCUAUUGUCUUAAUUGAAUAACUGGUCUUAUUUGCCUUGAAUUUUGGAUUUGUGUUGGCUUGCUUUCUUUA
Molecule: messenger RNA, 4408 nt
Organism: Pangasianodon hypophthalmus (striped catfish)
Lineage: Eukaryota; Metazoa; Chordata; Actinopteri; Siluriformes; Pangasiidae
Gene: foxm1
Product: forkhead box M1
Exons: 8
Coding region: 1-1857 (618 amino acids)
Biological process (GO): G2/M transition of mitotic cell cycle; regulation of DNA-templated transcription
Molecular function (GO): sequence-specific DNA binding; DNA-binding transcription factor activity
Source: RefSeq, a predicted model, not a curated record